Molecule: messenger RNA, 936 nt
Organism: Phyllostomus hastatus (greater spear-nosed bat)
Lineage: Eukaryota; Metazoa; Chordata; Mammalia; Chiroptera; Phyllostomidae
Product: olfactory receptor 1013-like
Exons: 1
Coding region: 1-936 (311 amino acids)
Biological process (GO): G protein-coupled receptor signaling pathway; sensory perception of smell
Cellular component (GO): membrane
Molecular function (GO): odorant binding; G protein-coupled receptor activity; olfactory receptor activity
Source: RefSeq, a predicted model, not a curated record
AUGGAUGAGAAAAAUUUCACCCAAGUGAAGGAGUUCAUACUUUUAGGGUUCACAGCUGACUUAUGGUUACAGAGUGUUCUCUUUUUCAUCUUCCUCACCAUUUAUCUCUUCAGUCUCUUGGGGAACAUCACCCUGAUUUCUCUGAUCUGUGCUGAUUCUCGGCUCCACACACCCAUGUAUUUCUUCAUUGGAAACCUUUCCUUCCUGGAUCUUUGGUAUUCCUCUGUCUAUACUCCCAAAAUCCUUAUGACCUGCAUCUCUGAAGACAAAAGCAUCUCCUUUGCAGGCUGUCUGGCUCAGUUCUUCUUCUCAGCUGGAUUGGCCUAUAGUGAAUGUUACCUGUUGGCUGCCAUGGCCUAUGACCGCUAUGUGGCCAUCUCCAACCCCCUGCUUUAUUCCCAGGCAAUGUCCUCAAGGUUAUGUACCAGUCUUGUUGCAGCUUCGUACCUUGGUGGCUUUCUUAACUCAACCAUCAUUACCAGCAAGACAUUUACCCUGACCUUCUGUGGGAACAAUAUAAUUGAUGAUUUUUUCUGUGAUCUUCCUCCUCUUGUAAAGUUGGCCUGUGACGUGAAGGAGAGCUACCAGGCUGUAGUCUAUUUCAUACUUACCUCCAAUGUCAUUACUCCCAUCAUGCUUAUUCUCGCCUCCUAUCUCUUCAUCAUCACCGCCAUCUUGAGGAUCCGCUCUACCCAAGGUCGUCUCAAGGCUUUCUCCACUUGUGCCUCUCACCUGACAGCUGUCACCUUGUACUAUGGUUCAAUUCUCUUCAUUUACUCUCGACCAAGUACGAGUUAUGCCCUGCAAAGGGAUAAAGUGGUGUCAGUGUUUUAUACUGUGGUGAUUCCAAUGUUGAAUCCUUUGAUCUACAGCUUAAGAAAUAAAGAUGUUAAAGAUGCUCUGAGAAAAAUGGUAGACAGAGCAAAGUGUUUCUAA